GGAGACUCUGGUCUCGGCCCCAGAACCCUCGCCGCUGGCCUUAGGAGCUGCGACCCUCCUCUGCUCGCCGACUCCCUCCGGAGCCGAGCGGAGCGCAUCUCCCGCGCCCAGGUCCGCGCGCCCCAGCUCCGAGGCGCCGCCUUCGGCUGCUGCUCCGAAAGCUCCCUGCCCGCCCUGCGCCCUCGCCCCGUAUCGGAGCCCCGGACGAGCCGGACGCCCUCGGUCGGGGCUUGUCCCCCGGAACAUGACCUAGAGGCACCUGCACACGCCGGGGCCGCUGCUGCCACGAGGGCCACCAUGAGCGCGGCGGCCGGCGGGGACGAGCUCGCGGGACUCGCCCAGCGCAUCCCGCACCUUCUGCGGGAGGCCAACGCGAGCGCCAACGCGUCGCUGCCGCGCCAGGAUCCGUGGUGGGAGCUGGGGCUGGAGUCGCCCGAAGGCGCGGCGCCCGGGCACCCCCCGGGGGGCGGCGGCGGGGCCGGGCGCGCGGACGCCGAGGCCCGGGUGCGCGUCCUGCUGAGCGCGGCGUACUGGGUGGUGUGCGCGCUGGGGCUGGCGGGCAACCUGCUGGUGCUCUACCUGAUGCGGAGCCGGCGGGGCUGGCGCCAGUCCUCCAUCAACCUCUUCGUCACCCACCUGGCGCUGACCGACCUCCAGUUCGUGCUCACCCUGCCCUUCUGGGCGGUGGAGAACGCGCUGGACUUCAGGUGGCCCUUCGGCCAGGCCAUGUGUAAGCUCGUGUCCCUCGCGACGUCCGUGAACAUGUACGCCAGCGUCUUCUUCCUCACCUCCAUGAGCGUGGCGCGCUACCGCUCCGUGGCCUCGGCCCUCCGGAGCCACGGGGGCCGGAGCCGAGGCCCCGGCCGGCGCUGCUUCUCGGCCCAGGCGCUGUGCGCGCUGAUCUGGGCCGCGGCAGUGCUGGCCUCGCUGCCCAACGCCCUGUUCGCCACCACCGUCCGGGUGCUGGGCGAGGAGCUGUGCCUGGUGCGCUUCCCCGACCGGGCGCCGGGCGGCGGCCGGCAGUUCUGGCUGGGCCUCUACCACCUGCAGAAGGUGCUGCUGGGCUUCCUGCUGCCGCUGGGCGUCACCAGCCUGUGCUACCUGCUGCUGGUGCGCUUCCUCUCCGGCCGCCGCGUGGCGGGGACCCCGGGAGGGGCCCCGGCGGCCGGGGGCGGCCUGGCAGCCGCCAGCGCCCGGAGACGGUCCAAGGUCACCAGGUCGGUGAGCCUCCUGGUCCUCGCCUUCUUCCUGUGCUGGCUGCCCAACCAGGCGCUCACGGCCUGGGGCGUCCUCAUCAAGCUGGACGCCGUGCCCUUCAGCCGGGGCUACUUCCUGUGCCAGGUGUACGCCUUCCCGGUGAGCGUGUGCCUGGCGCACGCCAACAGCUGCCUCAACCCCGUGCUCUACUGCCUGGCGCGCCGCGAGUUCCGCCAGGCGCUCAAGGCCUGGCUGUGGCGCCUGGCGUCGCCGUCGCUCACCAGCACGCGCCCCUUCACCGCCACCUCCAAGCCGGAGCCCGAGGACCCGGCGCUGCCCACCCUGGCGCCCCUCCGUCCCCUCGCGGAGCCCGACCUGCGCUCCUACCCGCCGGGGGUGGUGGUCUACAGCGGCGGGCGCUACGACCCGCUGCCCAGCAGCUCUGCCUGCUGA
This is a messenger RNA of Myotis daubentonii (Daubenton's bat), 1650 nucleotides long. It is a transcript of the gene RXFP3, whose product is annotated as relaxin family peptide receptor 3. NCBI's taxonomy places the organism in Eukaryota, Metazoa, Chordata, Mammalia, Chiroptera, Vespertilionidae. Gene Ontology annotation, biological process: immune response; calcium-mediated signaling; positive regulation of cytosolic calcium ion concentration. The record is from RefSeq and is a predicted model, not a curated record. Gene Ontology annotation, cellular component: membrane; external side of plasma membrane. Gene Ontology annotation, molecular function: C-C chemokine receptor activity; C-C chemokine binding.